Molecule: messenger RNA, 1583 nt
Organism: Aspergillus vadensis CBS 113365
Lineage: Eukaryota; Fungi; Ascomycota; Eurotiomycetes; Eurotiales; Aspergillaceae
Product: uridine kinase family protein
Exons: 8
Coding region: 139-1497 (452 amino acids)
Cellular component (GO): cytoplasm
Molecular function (GO): kinase activity; ATP binding; ATP hydrolysis activity
Source: RefSeq, a predicted model, not a curated record
AAGCUUGUGUCGUCGGCGCUUCUUUGCUGCUGGGGUCCUAACUGAAUUUUGCUUUUGUCCUCCCCGGUUAUGAUCAGGCCGGCCUGUCACUAGUUCCCUUCGUUUCGGCAGGUCAGCUCUUCGGUGAGGGUCGGCAAGAUGCAGUCAAUCUCCCCUGUAUACUCGUCCGCGACAGACAGGCGCUACUCUCCACCAUGGGCGGAUUUGAGUAUUAUCGGUAUCGCAGGCAGCUCCGGCUCCGGCAAGACCUCGGUGGCCAUGGAGAUUGUGAAAUCCCUGAAUCUUCCCUGGGUUGUGAUUCUCGUAAUGGACUCCUUCUACAAGAGCUUGUCCCCAGAGGAUCAUGCCAGAGCCCACCGCAAUCAAUAUGACUUUGACUGCCCGGAGUCUCUGGACUUUGAUGUCCUGGUCCGAACGCUAAGGGAUUUGAAGCAAGGAAAGAAAGCAGAUAUCCCCAUUUACUCGUUUGCAGAACACCAGCGUCAGCCUGAAACGAGUACCCUGUAUUCCCCUCGCGUAUUGAUCCUGGAGGGUAUUUUGGCCUUGCAUGACCCGAGGAUUAUGGAGCUUCUAGAUGUCAAGAUCUUUGUUGAAGCAGACAUGGAUGUCUGUCUUGGGCGCAGAAUCAUGCGCGAUGUUCGUGAGAGAGGAAGAGACGUCGAAGGAAUCGUCAAGCAGUGGUUCACUUAUGUGAAGCCCUCAUAUAAGCAAUACGUUGAACCUCAGCGAGCUGUCUCUGACAUCAUCAUUCCCCGUGGUAUCGAAAACCGAACGGCCAUUGAAAUGGUUGUGCAACAUAUUCAGCGCAAGCUUGAUGAGAAGUCAGAGAAGCAUAAUGCAGAGCUCAACCGGCUUGGUCUCAUCGCCUCGGAAGAGCAACUAUCUUCUAACGUCUUGAUGAUGCCCCAAACACCGCAAUUUGUUGGCAUGAACACCAUCCUCCAGGAUCCGGCAACGGAACAAGUUGACUUUGUGUUCUACUUUGACCGACUUGCCGCUUUACUGAUCGAGAAGGCUUUGGAUAUGACCAACUACGUAUCACAAGCAGUGGAUACACCUCAAUCGACCAGCUAUGAGGGCUUGAACCAAGCUGGUGUAGUGUCUGCCGUCGCAAUCCUUCGCGGAGGCUCUUGCCUCGAGACCGCGCUCAAGCGCACCAUACCUGACUGCAUCACCGGUCGUGUGCUGAUCCAAACCAAUGAAAAGAACGAAGAACCCGAGCUUCACUACCUUAAGCUCCCUCCCAAUAUUGAGAACCACGAGAACGUCAUGCUCCUCGACCCUCAGAUGUCCAGUGGAGGUGCUGCUCUAAUGGCGGUCCGUGUCAUGAUUGACCACGGUGUCCAAGAGGACAAGAUUAUUUUCGUGACCUGCGCUGCAGGAAAGAUCGGACUGAAGCGACUGACUACAGUGUUCCCUGGAAUUAAGGUUAUAGUUGGUCGCAUUGAGGAAGAGCGCGAACCUCGGUGGAUUGAAAAGAGAUAUUUCGGCUGUUGAGUUACGGUCAGGAUCUAAGCCUGGAGUACAUGAGCUGUGGAAAUAGGCCUAUAUAUAUGCAUCUCACUACAUAUACAUGAUAUAAU